AUGGAGAAUUCUUCAGAUGAAAUAAUUUUUGUACUCAGUGGUCUCAAUGAUACCAGGACAAACAAGAAGAUAUUUUUUGCCUUUACUCUUCUCAUCUAUCUUUUAACUCUAUUUAUAAAUUUGACUCUGAUUGUGACUAUUUUACUGGUAAAACUUCUUCAUGAGCCCAUGCACAUUUUCCUGUGUAAUCUCUGUAUAAAUGGAAUUUGUGGUGCCACGGGAUUCUAUCCUAAGUUUCUAAUUGACCUCUUAGCAGACUUUCACACCGUGUCAUACACUGCAUGUUUAACCCAGAUAUUAGUAAUUUACCUGUAUGUGCUUUUUGAACUCACCAAUCUUACAGUAAUGGCUUACGACAGGUAUGUUGCCAUAUGCAGGCCCUUGGAAUAUCAUUCCAUUAUGACACCUCAGAAGAUCUGCAAAUUGUUACUAAUUAUAUGGCUCUUCCCCUUCUGUGAGGCAAGUAUUGGCCUUAUUUUGACAGCUAGACUACCUCUGUGUGGGACCAGCAUCGAUAAGCUUUACUGCACCAACUGGGAGGUAGUAAGACUGUCCUGUAUAGAUACAACUUUGAAUAAUUUAUAUGGAUACAUUAUCACAUGUUUCCAUACUGCUCAAACAAUAGUGAUUGUCAUCUCUUACAUCUACAUUAUACAGACAUGUGCAAGAUCACUUGAAGAGCAGAGUAAAUUCAUGGAGACCUGCCUGCCACAUUUGAUCACACUGAUCAACUUCAUUCUCUCUGUUGUUUUUGAUGUCAUGUUCGCACGUUAUGGGUCCAAGUCCGCCCUGCACGCUCUCCGUAACAUCCUCUCUGUGGAGUACCUCAUUGUUCCCCCUCUCCUAAAUCCUCUCAUUUACGGCCUGAAACUGAAACGGAUACGUCGGAGUUUGCGGAGAAUAUGCAGCAGCAAUUCAGUGCGUUAA
Messenger RNA from Scleropages formosus (Asian bonytongue), 927 nucleotides. Its product is annotated as olfactory receptor 142-like. Bases 1 to 927 code for a protein of 308 amino acids. Gene Ontology annotation, biological process: detection of chemical stimulus involved in sensory perception of smell; G protein-coupled receptor signaling pathway. The record is from RefSeq and is a predicted model, not a curated record. Gene Ontology annotation, cellular component: membrane. Gene Ontology annotation, molecular function: odorant binding; olfactory receptor activity; G protein-coupled receptor activity. Lineage: Eukaryota; Metazoa; Chordata; Actinopteri; Osteoglossiformes; Osteoglossidae. The transcript has a single exon.